AUGUCUAAAAAUACACAUCAAAACCAAAAGAAUAAGACUAGAUCUGUUCCUAUUUUAGAAAAACCAGCCAGCACCCCUAGUGACUUACCUAAAGCUUCUCAAUACUUACUUAAUUUUGACAAUCAGAUGGCUCAUGAGGACAAUGCUAAAAUAACUAUCGGAGUUGUGAAACCAACUGGGUCCAAAAUGUUUAUCAGCAGCCUCAAAGGCAAUAUUACUGCAUUUAUGUCAAUUUCUGAGCCAGGAACCCUCAACAUCACUAUUAAAAAUACUAGAAAAGUAGAGUCAGGUGAAUACUAUAAGGCCAGAAAAGGGAAAGAACUCACGAAUCAGUUAAUCGAUGUCUUAACUUAUAAAAUGCAACAAAUAGCUGCAAAUUAUGAAAAAUUAACUACCACAUUGGCAGCCAGAGUUGAGGUUAACUCCCAACCAGCCCAAAAUCAACUAUCUCCACCUCAACAGCCUCCAAAUAGCAACAUUAAAUGUUAUAACUGUGGCAAAUGA
Cetraspora pellucida is the source of this 504-nucleotide messenger RNA. The record is from the annotation of a GenBank genome assembly. NCBI's taxonomy places the organism in Eukaryota, Fungi, Glomeromycota, Glomeromycetes, Diversisporales, Gigasporaceae.